UUGCUUAACUAUUUUAGCUACCCAUCCAUGUUACUAAAGCUUCCAUCCUUACUCUUCCUUCUCCAUCUUCUCCUUCUCCUUAAGCUUGUAGCUUCUUCUCCUACCGAAGGAGUAAACUUCACCAUCAAUGGAUUCUCCCGAGCCAACCUCACCCUCGACGGCAUCGCGACGGUAUCCUCCAAUGGCCUCUUAAUCCUAACGAACAACACUAUUGAACAAAAAGGCCACGCCUUCCACCCUUCCCCUCUCUGCUUCCGCUGCAACCUCUCCGACGGUAGCAUCCCCUCCUUCUCCACCACCUUCGCCUUCGCCAUCGCCCCCCAGCUUGCCGACCUCGGCGGCAACGGGUUCGCCUUUGUAAUCACCCACUCGACAGACUUCUCCAAUGCCCAACAGGCCCAGUUCUUGGGCUUGUUCAACCCGGGCAACAAUGGCAACGCCACCAAUCAUGUCGUUGCCAUCGAGCUCGACACGAUACUCAACCCCGAGUUCCAAGACAUCGACGACAACCACGUCGGGAUCGACAUCAAUGGGUUGCAGUCCCAGGCAGCACGAACAGCCGGGUACUAUGCGGACAAUACCGGAGAAUUCAGGAACUUGACCCUCAUCAGUGGCAAGGCCAUGCAAGUGUGGGUCGACUACAACGGCAUAGAUUCGAUGCUAAAUGUUACGCUCUCCCCUAUAAACAAAAUUGGAACGCCGACGACGAAGCCUACUAAACCGUUGAUGUCGUUCACGGUCAACCUCUCCGCCGUGCUGUUAGACUUGCCCGUGCACGUGGGCUUCUCCGCGGCAACGGGCUCCAUGACGUCGUCACACUAUGUCCUCGGAUGGAGCUUCGCCAUGGGCGUAGGUCACGUUCAGGCCCCGCCCCUUGACUACUCGAAGCUGCCUGCGAUCCCCCGCGCGAAUCUCAAACGCCACAGGUCGAGAACUCUGGGCUUGUGGCUGGCCGUGGCUUCUUUAGUGUUCGUGCUGCUGGUGACGGUUGUGGCAUUCACGGAGGUGAGGCGGCGGAAAAAGUACGCGGAGCUUCGCGAGGAUUGGGAGGUGGAGUUCGGGCCACACCGGUUCUCCUACCGAGACCUCUUCCGAGCCACCAACGGGUUCAGCGAGAGGGAGCUGCUGGGAGUCGGCGGCUUCGGGAGGGUCUACAGAGGAACAUUGCCAAAUUCUGGAGCGGAGGUGGCGGUGAAGAGGGUCUCCCACGAGUCGCGGCAGGGGAUGCGGCAGUUCGUGGCGGAGAUUGUCAGCAUGGGCCGCCUCCGCCACCGCAACAUCGUGCAGCUGCUCGGCUAUUGCCGUCGCAAGGGGGAGCUUCUCCUGGUCUACGACUUCAUCCCCAGUGGUAGCCUCGACAAGUACCUGCACUAUGGACGGGAUCAUAAGCCUGCUCUCGGGUGGUCGCAAAGGUUUCGGAUCGUGAAAGGGGUCGCGGCGGGGCUCCUCUAUCUUCACGAAGAGUGGGAGCAAGUCGUUGUGCACAGAGACAUCAAGGCAAGCAAUGUGCUGCUGGACGGCGAGAUGAACGCCAAGCUGGGAGAUUUCGGUCUCGCGAAGCUGUACGACCACGGGAUCGAUCCGCAUACAACCCACGUGGUGGGGACGAUGGGUUAUCUCGCGCCGGAGCUUGUAAGGAGUGGGAGGGCAUCCACUGCCACCGACGUGUUCGCCUUUGGAGUUUUCGUCUUAGAGGUUGCUUGCGGGCGGAGGCCGGUGGAGGAAUUGGCCGUGGGCCCGCAAGGGGAGCAACUCAUGUUGGUGGAUUGGGUGAUCGAGAAUUGGCGAGAGGGUUCGAUUCUCGACACGGUGGAUUCCGGAUUGGGAGGAGAGUACGCAAGGGAGGAGGCGGAGAUGGUGCUGAAGCUGGGUCUGAUGUGCUCGCACCCGCACCCGGAGGCACGGCCGGGCAUGCGGCUGGUGGUGCAGUACUUGGAGGGCCGAGCACCGCUCCCGGAGCUGUCGCCGGAUUAUCUCUACUUCCGCAACCUAUCAUUGGCUUACAACGAAGGUUUUGAUGAUUUUGUCAUCUCCUAUCCAUCCUCCGUGCCAAGUGCAUCUACUUUCUCCGGAGGAAAAUGAACAUUAGCUAUGUAUUUUAUUUUUUUAGGAAAGAAAUAGCACAUUAAAAAGAUGAAUUAAGGUGCAGAAGUAAAAUAAGGGAUCUCCGAACAGGACUGGAAUGAUAAAAAAAAAAACAAAUAAAAGUUAUCUAUGACAAGAAUUAUUUAUA
Molecule: messenger RNA, 2233 nt
Organism: Ananas comosus (pineapple)
Lineage: Eukaryota; Viridiplantae; Streptophyta; Magnoliopsida; Poales; Bromeliaceae
Product: L-type lectin-domain containing receptor kinase IV.1-like
Exons: 2
Coding region: 28-2082 (684 amino acids)
Biological process (GO): protein phosphorylation
Cellular component (GO): plasma membrane
Molecular function (GO): carbohydrate binding; protein kinase activity; ATP binding
Source: RefSeq, a predicted model, not a curated record